Gamsiella multidivaricata is the source of this 722-nucleotide messenger RNA. RefSeq lists its product as uncharacterized. The transcript has a single exon. The record is from RefSeq and is a predicted model, not a curated record. Bases 361 to 654 code for a protein of 97 amino acids. NCBI's taxonomy places the organism in Eukaryota, Fungi, Mortierellomycota, Mortierellomycetes, Mortierellales, Mortierellaceae.
AUGGACGUGAUGUGAUGUCAUUUCGACGUGAAUUAAAGGAGAGGGGGCCACCGCCAAUCCCCUCCCCCAUACUUCCCCAACUCUAAUCCGCACACGCCAAUCCCGCUGCAGCACUGUCGAGUGCGGGCUGCUCCCACUGCACCGCGAUGAUCUCACCAUGAUCCGCAUUGGGGCCUCUUUCCUUGCUAGCCCAGGGGCAAGACCACGACCCAUAUGACAGCUCGUCAGCACAAGGCAAGCAAAGAAAAAAACGUAUAAAAGGACCACUGUCCUCCGCCGAAAAAAGAACUCAUCAACAACUACCACUACAACAACUUCUCCCACCUCAACCAACCCAACCCCCCACAAACAAAAACCAACAUGUCCAACGUUACUGACAAGAUCUCCAACACCGCCAACUCCUACAUGGGAGGUGCCAAGCAGUCGAUCGGCGAGACCAUCGGUAACAGCGACCUCGCUGCCGCCGGUGCCCAGCAGAAGGCCCAGGCUGAUGCCGCCGCCGCCGCCGCCACCGCCAAGGCCCACACCGAGGGUAUGGGUCACCAGGUCAAGGGCAACGUCCAGCAGAACGUCGGAUCCGCUCUCGGCAACACUGAGAUGCAGGCCAAGGGCCACGCCAACGAGACCCGCGGCGAUAUGGAGCGCAAGGUCUAAACCAAACCUCUUUGCAACAACAACAACCAAUGUAAAUAAUAUUGUAAUAAACAUAUUCUAAACCAAAC